AUGGACCUUAUCCCGCCCUAUCUUCUCUCAACUGCAUUUGGCGAGCAGUACCUGUUGCUUUUAGCCCAACACCAGCGACUUGCUACCGGCCCUGCACCAGCAUCUUUUUCUACAACCUCAGUGACUCCAAGAAUAGAACCAUCUUCAACAACAGCUACCUCGACAUCUGAAACAACAACAGGCCCAUUAUCUUCUGCAGAAUUGGCUUCCGCUGGUAUUGAAAUCCCUGCAUCGCUCAUCCCGACAACUCCUGCAACAGCAGCUGAAGAUUUUUUUGAAGCUGGCUCUUUUCUUGACCAGACUUCAAACCUUUCCUUUCCCUCUGAUGCGGGUGUUUUCAACACUCAAUCCACAUCCCAAUCAACACCCCCCCUUCACAAUAUCGCAAGCAGUCUUUGGGCCCCGCCCAUGGCCCCUCUCCGCGCAGCAGGAGCACCUGGCGGCGGACCCCGCGUGGUCUCCACCCUUCCUGGAUUUCGCGACGAGGAAAUGGACGACGACGCCACCGAAAUUGCAAGUGGAAGUAACAGCAGUAAUAGUGGCGGCAGUGGUAGCGGCAGCGGCAGCAGUAGUGGCACGGCCCGAGGCACGCCACCUGCUGGGUCUUCAUUAUCAUUAUCUGCUCGCGUGCGCGGUGGUGAUGGUGGCCGAAACCAUAACGGUACGGCUCAAAAUCUUGAUGGUGACUCUGAAGGUAAUAACGAAACCAGCAGUAAUGACGAUAAUACGACGGCUUUAGUAACAACCAGCCCCCAGCAACUGCCUUUACCCCCCCGCGUACAAACACGGGUCACAACAACAACACAAACGGGUGGUUCUCCAGCAGUCAUCAUUUCGGUGAUUCGUCACUCCACUGGAGAUACGACUAUGACCACUACAACUACUUCCUCAAGUGCAGGUAAUAGCGGCCCCACAACUAUUGUCAACUCAGGCACAGAUGGUUCAGAUGAUGGAGAUUCAACCUCUAGCAUGCUUAUUUCGCAGCUUCGGCGCAUGGCCCAAAUUCCUUCAUUGUCUGGACCGUCUUCUACUGCAAACUCUAUUGCUGCUGCUGCUGCUGCUGCUGCUGCUGCUGGACAGAGUUCCGGUUCUGGAGGCCACAUGUCGUUGCUUGCUCAGAUCCACAAUAGUCGCCGGUCGCGGUUGAAUCCUACCAUCACUGGAAGCAACUCAGGUCGGCGGGGUGCUGAUGAAGAAUUGUUUGAUGAUAAUGACGAUGACGAUGACGAUGAUGAUGAUGAUGACGAAGAUGAUGACAUUGAUGUGGACGACGACGACGAGGCCCGCGAAGGUGUUUUUGGGCCACUUGAUCCGGCACUUGGCAGUGGUUCCAAUAGUGGCAGCGGAAGCAUUCCCAAACAACAAUCUUCCAACGAUUCCAGUCUUGAAAACAAUAGCGUUCCUCCUGGUCUUCUUUUCCUUGGACUUUCUCCUUUGCCUACUUCUUGGGUUUAUCGUGAGGUGGCUACACAGUCUGGCAGCGACGACCUUGCACCUGUGAUUAGUGCAAACGGUCUGCUCAUUACUUAUGAGUCCAAGUCGAAGCCUAGCAUCCAGGAAACUCGCACUCUUAAAACAAAUUACCCAAUCCCGCCGCUAUGUGGUGUAUUUUACUACGAGGUAGAUAUUUUGUUUGCCUCCCGCGACACCACCGUAAGUGUCGGACUGUGCACAGACCGCGCGCGGCUUGCCAAGGUCCCUGGCCACGCAGAGCACACGUGGGGGUUCCACAGUGACGAUGGGCGUAUCAUUUCACCUCAGGAUCACGGGUCGCCUCAAGCACACAAGUUUGGCACAGGCGAUGUUGUUGGGUGUGGCGUAAACUUUGCUCGCGGCAGCAUUUUUUUCACCAAAAAUGGCAUUCACUUGGGCGAAGCAUACACAGGGUUGGAGUUUGCACCUCCAGCGACUUUCCCUCGUGGUGCAUUGACUGUUGAGGCGUCGACCUCUGGUCAACCGACUGUUCCGCCAUUGGGAUCUACUCAUGACAUUUUCCGUGGAAUCAAUCAAGAUUCGGGCAGAAGUGGAACUGGAUUAAAUUUUGCAGAUUUAACAUCAAACAUGGGUUACUCGUCGUCAUAUAAUAGUGGUAGUAGUAAUACUCGCCGAUCGAACCGCAGUGGUCGCGAUGCCCAGGAUAACAAGAUUCUAGAGGUGUAUCCGUGCAUUGGAUUUAAGCCGAGUGUAAAGAUUCAGACGAAUUUUGGUAAAAAGGAGUUUCGAUUUAAUAUUGAACGGUAUGUUAAAGAGACUAAGGAUACUGUUAUGGAUGAGAUUCUUGUGGCAAACAACUUGCCAAUGGGUACAUACAAAGAAGAAGAGCAAGAGAAGCAAGAGGAACAGGAGGAGCAGGAGGAACAUGAGCAAGAGGGAGAAAGUAAUGGUGUGCCUUUGAUCCAUGCUGAUAUGCCAGAGUUUGUACAGAAUCUUGUUGCAUCGUACUUCACUUACAUGGGAUAUGUUGACACUGCUCGAGAGUUUCAAAAAGAGCUCGACCAAGAGCAACGACUUAACCGAGUUGACGCAACCUCUGGGCUUAACGAAGACGAGGACGUUGAGAUGGAAGAUGCGACCAAGGACGAGGCCAUGAAGAUUGAGGAUGCCAACAUUUUGAACCGACAAAAAGUUGGGCAGCUGAUUGUGGAGGGCCACAUUGAUGCUGCACUGCAACUGAUUCAGAAGGAGCAUCCGAGUAUUUUAGAGGACGAGACGUCGCUUGUUAUUUUCAAGCUGCGGUGCCUCAAGUUCGUUGAGCUGGUCAAGGAGGGGCCUUCUGGGCUUGCGAAAUCCAUUGCAUACGGCCAGGAAUUGCGUGAGUUGUACAAGCAUGACCGCCGAAUCUAUGUGCAGGACCGGUUGUCGCGGACAUUUGCGUUACUUGCAUAUGAGUUGCUUCCUAAUGAAGACAACAAGAUUGAGAAGGAUAAGGUAGAGGGGAAUGCAGAAGAAGAAGAAGAAGAAGAGGUUGAUCCUGCUUUGGCUGCACUUUUGGGACCUUCUGAACGAUACCAACUGGCAGAAGAAGUCAAUUCACUUAUUCUUGUAUCAUUGGGCCAACCACCUGUUGCAGGCAUCAAGAAGAUGGUUCAGCACACCAUGGCCAUGAUGUGGGAUCUGCAAAACUUCCGUGAUCGUCUUGACACCAGUGUUCUUAAUGUGCACCAAGAUUAUUUGUAUUAA
Messenger RNA from Magnusiomyces paraingens, 3180 nucleotides. RefSeq lists its product as uncharacterized. The transcript is spliced from 2 exons. Bases 1 to 3180 code for a protein of 1059 amino acids. Gene Ontology annotation, cellular component: cytoplasm. NCBI's taxonomy places the organism in Eukaryota, Fungi, Ascomycota, Dipodascomycetes, Dipodascales, Dipodascaceae. Gene Ontology annotation, molecular function: protein binding. The record is from RefSeq and is a predicted model, not a curated record. Gene Ontology annotation, biological process: cell surface receptor signaling pathway; cytoskeleton organization.